CCUAUGGAUACGCUUAUCGAAUUUUCCUACGGACAACGAACUCGGAGGACGGUUUACACAAAUGCGGUCAAUAUGGAUUCCCACGUUGGUCUCGACUAUAUCGUUGACAAUCCCGAUUACUGCGUCAAGCUUGCCUCGGCGUUGGACACCGCCUGUCCCUCAGUGAAGAAACAAGUGGUGGAAUUGCUAUCCGCGCUAUGCGUUUACAGUCAAGAUGGGAGGCAGAGGGCCAUCGAUACCCUUCACGCGUAUCAGGAAAGAAAAGGAGAACGGUAUCGAUUACGAAUCGUGGUCGACGAGCUUGAAAAGGCAACCGCCGAGGAUUAUCGGACGGCACUAUUGGCUUUCAUAAAUUGCUUGGUCAUCUCCACGCCAGUGCUGAAGGAUCGCAUACGAAUUCGCAACGAGUUCAUCGGUCUGAAGCUCCUCCCGAUCCUGAACGAGCUGCGGAAGAGUCACGCUCCGGAUCUCAGAGUGCAGCUAGACGUGUUCGACGAUCAACGAGAGACCGACGAAGAAUUGUCGAAUCACGGACCGCCGGGAAUCGAUCUUUCCUCUCACGUGGACGUGUUUUACGCGAUUCUCGGACAAAUCGCAGACACCCCGCAAGAAAUACCAUUCUUGAGCAUUCUUCAACAUCUGCUGCGCCUGGAUCCGAAAGACGCCGCCAGCGAUCUAGCAUGGGACACGGCCGAGACGCUGGUGCAUAGAGCGACGCUUUUAGAAAACCGCGAGGACGCCACCAAAUUACUGCGAUCGCCUAGUCUACAGACGAAUCUAUGCUGCCACUGUCGGGGCACCGAUCAGACGUGCGGAACGUCUCGAAAAGCGUCGUUGCCGGUGAACAAUUCGUCACCUUCGCCACCUUUGCCACCUCCGCCACCGCCUCCCGAUCCUCCGGCAGCCGCCUCCUCGAGCCAAGGCCGCAUUUUGCCGCCGCCUCCGCCUCCGCCGCUCUUCGCCGCCAACGCGACGCACGCCGAUGCAUCGAUGGAACCGCCGCCCAUCCCACCGCCGCUCCACGUGCUGCCCGUCGCGCGGGCGCCCACCCCCGACCCGCCGAAUAAUCACGCGAGGCUGCUGCCGCAACAGGAAAUACCCACCCCCAAGGCAAAAAUGAAAACGAUCAACUGGAACAAGAUACCUAAUCACAAAGUGAUCGGAAAACGAAACAUUUGGUCAUUGGUCGCCAACGAUCAUCAAAACUCUCCCAUGGCGGACAUAGACUGGGCGGAAAUGGAAGGUCUGUUCUGUCAGCAAAUGCCGCCAAUGUUACCCGCCGCCUCGUGUUUCUCCUCCUACGGAAACAGCUCCGACGCUGACAGACGACGAAGAGAACCGACCGAGAUCGCGCUUCUGGACGGCAAGAGGAGCUUGAACGUCAACAUAUUUCUCAAACAGUUUCGAAGCUCGAACGAGGACAUAAUUCAGCUGAUAAAGGAAGGUGGUCACGACGACAUCGGUGCGGAAAAGUUACGCGGUCUCCUCAAGAUACUGCCCGAAGUGGACGAGCUGGAAAUGCUCAAAAGCUUCGACGGGGACAAGUCGAAGCUCGGAAACGCCGAGAAGUUUUUCCUGCAACUCGUCCAAGUACCAAACUACAAGCUACGUAUAGAGUGUAUGUUGCUGAAGGAAGAAUUCGCUGCCAACAUGGGCUACCUAGAACCUAGCAUCAACUCUAUGAUCCUCGCCGGUGAGGAUCUAAUGACGAAUAAGCCGCUCCAGGAGGUGCUAUACAUGGUUCUGGUCGCUGGGAAUUUUCUAAACUCGGGUGGAUAUGCCGGAAACGCCGCUGGAGUGAAGCUAUCCUCUUUGCAAAAGUUGACCGAAAUCCGAGCGAACAAACCAGGAAUGAAUCUCAUACAUUACGUGGCUUUGCAAGCCGAGAGGAAACGGAAGGACUUGUUGAACUUCGCCAAGAGCAUGAACACGCUGGAAGCUGCCACGAAGACCACGACCGAGCAGCUAAACAACGAGUUCAACGCCCUCGACACGAAGAUCAAGAAAAUCAAGGCUCAGAUUCAGCUUCCUUCCACGGAGAUCGACAUACAGGAACAAAUGGCUCAGUUUCUACAGAUGGCGGAACAGGAGAUGAGCCAGUUGAAAGGGGACAUGGAGGAGCUGGAGACCGUAAGGCGAUCGCUCGCGGAAUUCUUUUGCGAAGACUCGAACACGUUCAAGAUCGAAGAGUGCUUCAAGAUAUUCCAUCAAUUCUGUCAGAAGUUCAACCAGGCUGUCGCGGAGAACGAAAGGCGAAGAAUUCAGGAGGAACAAGUCCUGGCGAGGCGCAAACAACGAGAAGAACAACUUUUAGCUAAAAAACGAUUCCUAACGAAUCAAGCCGAGACGCCAGCCUCUGAAUCCGAAUGCAACCUAAUCGAUUACGGCCUCUUCGAUCUCCAUACCGGUUUACCUCAAAGAAAUUAUAGUCGUAACGAUGCCAAGAUCAAAAGAUUGCAAAACGGAGUAGUCACGUCGGACGAAGACGUCUCCAACGCCGGAUCGCCGAGCAUUCGACGUCGCUUGGGCUCCUGUUCCGGCGGUACCGGCGGUACCGGCGAUCAACUAUCUACCAAAGAAGAAAUCUACUCUCCAGAUGUAACGCCAAACGGCACCCUCCGUCGUCGCAGAAGUCGAAUACCCUGCGAAGACGACGACGGUAACCUGAUGGACUUUUUGAGGACGUCGGGACAAGACAAUACUCGUGAAAGGAAGUCCUGGGGUAGCCUAGAUCGGUCGUGGGCCCGAAGAGCUCGCGGUCAAUCUCGCAGGAGCGAUCUACUGAACGCAGACUUUUCGGCGGACCGAGAGAGGGCGAGUUCCCCGUCGCCUCUGGUGGAAAACAAACCCUUCUUGCAAGAGGAAGAAACAAAACCUGCCGGAAAAGCAUGGAGACAGAAGAUCGAGGCGUGGUUGUCGGAAAACGAGAAAGAAGAUCGUGCGGGUGAAGAACUGAAAAGAAAAGCGAGACAGUUGCACCAAGCUAAUCGACGGUCCUUCGAAGACUCGGAAAGUGAAGGCAAGACGAAUACCCCGAACGAAGGUAAUUCCACGCACGAAGUUUACGACUCGGAAGUUUACGACUGGCGGCCGUCGGUCGAAAAAACGGACGUGAUGCGCACGAUGGAAGCUAUAGAAGAAGCCGAAACGCAUCCGUCCCAAAAGGACAAAUCUCCUUGGCGGAAGUCUAGCUUGAACGUACCAAAUAGUAUGGAAGAGACUGACCCACGUUAUUCCCGUAGGCUAAGAUCAAGACUCAGCGCAGAAAAUAUCCUCACCUCCGGUACGUUGCAGUCGAUCAAAGAGGAGGACAGAAAGAAGAACAAGAUCAACGAUACCGCCAACACGGAUCCUCAGGACGAGCUGACGAUUUAUCUGCGGCAACCGUACAGCAACACCCAAGUCUCCGCGACGCGACGAUUUUCCAAGUACAAGCGAGGCGCGGAUGAAGAGAAAAUCAGCGACAAAAUCGAGAUCGACUCGGACAAUAUCGAAACUCCGCCGGCGACUAGAAAGCUGUUCAGUCCGCCGAAGGAAGUGAAGCCGGUCGAGAAAGAGCCGUGCAAGAGGGAACGUUGCAACGGCUCGUUCCAAAGUCGCGAUCUCAAGAACACGGUCGCGAGAAACACGAGUAACACAGACUUCGGUACGGGUAACUUUGAUCGGUACUCGGCGACGAGGAGAACACGGAGGUAUAAAAAGGUGCAACAAGACUCGUUGACGGCGGAAAAGGAGGCUAAGCAGGAGGUCGCGAGUACGGAGCCGUUCGAGGAUAAACCGGCCCAACGUCCUCACACUUUGCCGUUGUCCGAGGAGAGUCACGACGAGGACGCGAUGCUUCGCGUCUGGCAAGACAAGCUGAAGCGUCGCGAGGCGUCGUCGUUCGACAUCGAGGCCGCGCUGGCGGACAUAGCCCGUUCCGGCGAGGAUCUUCAACGGUUAUCGAGGCCCGUCGCGUUGACGCACAGAAGCUCGAGGCUUCCGGUCAGCCAGCCACCGCCGGUCCUCGCGGUGACCAACACGGUCCUCAGCCCGGUGAUGCAGGAGUCGCGACCACGAGAACCGUCCGUGACGGUUCUCGCCGAGAGAGCCGUGACCAGUCGGGAACGACAACGAAGCAUGAUCGACCCUAGUCAGGUGAAGGAGGCGAUAAGGUUGACGAACAAUCCACCCAGUCAGGUGAAUCAAAUUCAAAACGGAACUAGCCCGUCGUCGCGAGACCAGACCGAUCUGGUCGACGCUCCGAAACGCCACGACGCGUACGAGGAUCUGACCGGUGUUCCGGAGACAAAACGCAUGGAGCACUCGAGUCGAAACGAGAUCAGAAUCGAGCGGGGUGAACCACCGGUGUCGGACGCCUCGGUGUUCCGCGGCAGAUUCGUUCCCGACAUUUGCGUCACCUCCUCGUCCUCCCCGGGCAAAGGUCGGGACCAAGAGAUGAACGACGAGGGAUUCGAGGAGACGCAGAGUCUAGUUUCCGAGACGUUGAGCCAGGAAACGUCGUCCGGCAAUUACGAGACGGACACGCACGACUCGACGCGAUGUUCGCCGGCCGAGCUACGCUACACUGGAAACGACGCCGAUCGUGCGCGCCCCGUCGCCGGAAACGACCGCGACAAGUCGGACGGCCACGCGAAAAAGUCGAUCGACAAAACGCUCGAGUCAUCGAUCAAAGGGUUCGAGAAACGCGCGAGCUCGAUGAGAAAGACUGGCGAGAAGAAGACCAGCUUUCUACCGAAGCGAACCAACAGUUUGAAACGGGACCCUGCGCCUGGGAAAACGGAGACCACUGCGCAACGGAACGCGAACGCAACGUUCCAGUCGAUCAAUCCGUCGAGGAACGAGGUGGAACGCUCCGGUUCGAGAAGCAGUCUCAGAAGCUCGCGAAGCUCUUUGAACAGCGCCACCUCGGUGAACACUGUGCGGAACUUGGUCCCGAAUCACGCUCGUCUUCGGACUUACACGUCCGCUAUUUGCGCCCUCACCAACGAUCUCAGGAAGAGCCCGUCAAACACUCCGUUGCCGCCGAAAAAUAUUGAGAAACGUCGAAUUAAUCCGCGCUCCACCGUCACCAGGAUACCCGCUAGCAGAAGCAGCAGUAGCGGAAGCAGCGUCGGUCCAGCUGCGAGAACAGUUCGGAAAUCUCUUGGGGUGUCGAGCGAGGCGCAAAAGGGGAACAAAGGACGAACGAUUGGCUCGCGCAGCAGCAGCAGCAGCGGAAGCGGCAGUAUCGUCGGACAUCAAACGGUUUCUUUGAAUCGUUCGGUCGCCGAUAAAGCACCGGUUACGAAAAGCAAGUUGAUCCAUCCUCGAGCCGUAACCAGAAACCACGGUUUCAUGAGACCGACGGCGGCGAGCGUGAACAAAGGCUCUAUACCGAAUCUUCCUAGAAGCAUCAAAAGUUUGGUCAAGUGAUUCGUUCGCC
Messenger RNA from Colletes gigas, 5425 nucleotides. RefSeq lists its product as uncharacterized. NCBI's taxonomy places the organism in Eukaryota, Metazoa, Arthropoda, Insecta, Hymenoptera, Colletidae. The coding region runs from base 4 to 5415 and encodes 1803 amino acids. The transcript is spliced from 25 exons. The record is from RefSeq and is a predicted model, not a curated record. Gene Ontology annotation, molecular function: actin binding. Gene Ontology annotation, biological process: cellular component organization.